AUGGGCGAUUGCCGCAUUCUGUCAGCGAAUCCAAGCUUCUCGAACUUAAGUUUAUUUAAUGAAACCUUUCUGAACGCAUCUUUAAGGGCUGAAAACAGCUCGAUAUAUAGAUCAAUCACACCUUUCGUUACAAAAUUUAAAACUGCAUCUCAAGGACGACAGAAAACAGAUUUUAAGGUAAAAGAGUUUUCAAGCUUUAAUAAAAAUAAAUGUGAGAAUGAUUCCAUAAGUAAUAAAACAGAAAAGCAAUGUUUAGUAAAGUCUAAUUCUAAAGAAAGAAUUGCAAAAGUCCAAGUCAAACGGCUAAGAUUAGAAAAAGAUAAAGAAAUCCUUCAAAAAAAUAAUUUUCAAAGAAAGGAAAAAGUUAGAGAAGGGAGAUUAAACCAAAUUUUAAAUAGGCCUGGAACUAUGAGAUGGCUUAAAAGUUCUUCAGGUGCCCGAAUGAAAGUAAAUUUCCCAGAUUUGUCUUCAAGCACUUUGGACACUAGUAUAAAGUUAGGGAAUUGAGACACUUUUGGUGGAUAUAUAGGUCCUAAGCAAAAUGCAUGAAUAAACCCGACCCCGAUACCUCGUCUAAAUACUUCUCAGAACGAGAUUUUCAUUGAAAUAUGCCAAAAAGAUAGACCAUGGAUGAAGCAGAUAAGGGUGGACACCGCUUUAACAUAUUUAACUUUACGUAAAAAAGGAUGCUCUAAACAAGAAGCAGUUAGCUUUAGCUCAAAAAAUUAUUGUAGUGUCGAUGUCACACAGAUCCGUUAUGGGCCUGCUCAUUUUAGAAAAAUUUUGAGGAAAGAUAACAGCUCCCAAGGCCCUAUGUGGCAUGGAUGGCAACAUCAUCAGCCUAUUUUUGAUAUAUUCUCUGCUAAACUGAAUUUUCCUAUUAAUUAAUAAUCCCAUUCUUUUUAUUUUUAACACAAAUUUUAUAAAACAGCAUAAAACCUUCAAAUAGUUUCCAAAUGGACGCUGAAUAUGAUGAAGACUACAAGGAAUUAGAAAAUAACUUCCAAAAAAUCCAGGAAAGGUUCAAUAUCAUUAAAGGAGGGCUCGUAAAAAUCGAUAAUUGGCAAGAAAAAAUUAAAAGUCCUAUCAUUAAAAACUCCGAAAAAAAUCCAAAUAAUAGCAAUACAGAAAAUGGCAAUGUAAAAGAUGAUAUUAUACAACUAGAAUCUCCAAUAAAAACUGCAGGAAAAAGGCCAAAUCUUUUUGAAACUGAAAAAAGAAUAUGAUCUAAAAAUACCCAAAAAACUGGAAGACUAUUGAAAAGUUUUAGUGCAGAUAAUAUUAAAAAGAGUCCAAUAAAGAAGCAAAAAAUUAAAGUUUCGAAAAUAAAAUUAAAUUAA
Molecule: messenger RNA, 1340 nt
Organism: Blepharisma stoltei
Lineage: Eukaryota; Ciliophora; Heterotrichea; Heterotrichida; Blepharismidae
Source: the annotation of a GenBank genome assembly